AGCACAUGCAGUCUCCUAGCGACCCACCGACAGGCCUUAGGGGAACAUGCCACCAAAGGUCCGCGGUGGUCAUGCAACCACAAACGUCAUGGCCAACCGUGGGGGGACGCUGGCUGGGAUGCUGCCUGAUCACAAGAACUGCCUGCCGGGGUACAGAGAGAACGUGCCCCCGAAGUGUUUCACAAAGCACAGCAGGCUGAAGUUCCCUGGCUCCCUGAACAGCCGGCGCUGGGUGUUUGUGAGAGAGGGACUGGAUGACUUCAGGAAAAGCUGCCCACCAGGCCAGAGUCUGAUCACUCAGGGCCCCAAAAGAGCCUCUCUGCCUCAGAUUCAUCACAGAGCCCCCCAGCCUGGCCCCAGGAAGAGUCAGAAUGAGCUGCCCAAAGGGGCUGCCCUGUUGUCCAAGCUUUCAUCCACCCAGCAGGCUCGGAAGGCUUUCCUAGAGGAUGUGGAAGCUGCCCUGGCCAGGCACCCCCUGGCUCUCUACCCCCAUCUGGAAGAAGCUCUGCCUGCUGAGCUCUUAUUACAGGUGUUGGAAGUGCUUGAUCCUGAGAGGAAGCUGGAGGAUACCUGGGCUUAUUGUCAGGACACCAGGGAAAUAAUGAAGGAACCCACAAAACUUUCUGAAAAGUGUCCUCAACUGUCCCCGCCCAAGAAGAUGCCAGAAUCACAUUCAGGCCAGUGGCUUUAUAAAGAAAAGCCUAGUGAGGUGGACUUGCUCUGUAAAGACAGUCUUCUUCAUGAGAAUGUGCGCAGAGGAGUUUGUGACUUUUGCCACUGGGCUACUGCCUCUGGAAGUUCCAAGAUUGAUGAGGAGUUCAUCCUGCAGCAGUUUGACAUUGACUAUCAGACCAGACACAGUUGUGACGUGCUCCGUGUGAUGAGGCUAAACCAGGUUCCUUGGGAGCUAAAGAAGAGUGUGGGGCUGGGUAAACUGCAAGAGGCAGAAUUCUCCCAGAAACUGGAGCAUGGGCGAAGUCUGCAGAAACAACAGAAUCCUUAUAAACCAAAGAGGGUGAAGAUGAGGUAUGGCGCCUGGUAUCUGAACACCAACUUGUGGAAAAGUCAAAGGGUUGAUGAACCUUUGAUGGACCCCAAGCUCUCUCAUAGAGCUCAAGAUGAGGAUUUCAAACAGCAGCUUCAGGAGCAGGACGAGUUACUUGCAGAACUUCAUGGAACAGUUGCCUUUAAGAACUUUGUUCUAAGCAGGGGCUACAGGAUGCCAAAGUUCUUUGAGAAGAUGUAUGCAAAGAAGAAAGGUAAAUCUUGGUAUAGUAAGACUCCCCAGAAUCCCACACAAGCAUAGAAGAAUCUUGGGAAGAAGAUUAGACAGAUUUUACUGACUACAUACUUGACUAUUCGCCCUUAUUUUAAACAUGAAGUAGAAUAUGAAAAGUGCCCCACUGUGUAACCUUCCACUUGUCAAUAUCCAUAAAUGUCAGAUCUAAUACUUAUGUUUCUCAAUGGCUUUACGCGUUAGUUAAUAUUUUGUUGUUUGUUUGUUUGUUUUGAGACAGGGUCUCCCUUUAGCCCUGGUUGACCUGAAACUCAUUGUGUAGACGAGGUUGACCUACAGUUUGAAAACUCACAGAGCUCUACCUGCCUCUGCUUUCUGAGUUCUGGGAUUAAAGGCAUUCUCCACCACAGUGCUUGACCUGUUUUGAGUUCUUGUUUGUUUGUUUUUAUUUUAUUUUUUUGAGUCAGAG
Nannospalax galili (Upper Galilee mountains blind mole rat) is the source of this 1706-nucleotide messenger RNA. RefSeq names its product protein FAM47E-like. Lineage: Eukaryota; Metazoa; Chordata; Mammalia; Rodentia; Spalacidae. The record is from RefSeq and is a predicted model, not a curated record. Bases 47 to 1306 code for a protein of 419 amino acids. The transcript has 8 exons.